Molecule: messenger RNA, 1943 nt
Organism: Mytilus trossulus (common blue mussel)
Lineage: Eukaryota; Metazoa; Mollusca; Bivalvia; Mytilida; Mytilidae
Product: 4-hydroxybutyrate coenzyme A transferase-like
Exons: 7
Coding region: 110-1537 (475 amino acids)
Biological process (GO): acetate metabolic process
Cellular component (GO): mitochondrion
Molecular function (GO): acetate CoA-transferase activity
Source: RefSeq, a predicted model, not a curated record
UUUUGUUAUUAAUUACGAUGAAGAUGAUGCAUUCUGUUGUUUACUUCCAUUAAAGUCCGCUUACAACAUUCUUCAAUAGAAUUUAUAACAAGUUGGCUUAGUUUUAACCAUGACAUUUUCACUACGGGAUAUACAUUCGAGUUUGCGAUGUUUGAACAAACUGAGGGUUGGACACUUGAAAGUGAGAAGUUUUUACCUAUAUGCUCCAGAACCGUUUCAUCCACUGGCAGAUACAUAUCCUCAGAACAAAACAGCAGAUGAAGCUGUUCAAGUUAUUCAGUCUGGGCAUAAAGUCUUCAUCCAUGGAGCUGCAGCUACUCCAUUGCCAUUAAUUGAGGCUAUGUGUGAGCAUGGAAUGAACUCACGAUUGAAGAAUGUAGAGCUAAUACAUCUCCAUACCGAGGGCGCAGGCAGAUACAACAAUCCUGAAUACCAAGGAAUAUUUCGAUCGAAUUCACUCUUCCUUGCUGCUAAUUCUCGUUCUGCCGUGAAUGAAGGCAGAGCUGACAGUACACCCAUAUUUCUCUAUGAGAUACCACUGUUGUUUCGACUGAAGAAGAUUGAGCUUGACGUAGCCUUGAUAUCAGUAACACCACCAGAUAAACAUGGAUUCUGUUCCUUAGGACCCAGUGUUGAUUGUACACGUGCUGCCAUACAGAAUGCCAAGUAUAUCAUUGGUGCCACCAAUAAAAACCUUCCAAGAACAAUAGGAGACGGCAUGAUCCACCAGUCACACUUAGAUGCUAUUGUAGACUGUGACUUCCGUAUUCCAGAACUGACCAUAAGUAAACCGUCUCAGGAGGAGAAAAAGAUCGGAAGGCUCAUAGCAGAUAAUCUAGUUGAAGAUGGCGCUACGCUUCAAAUGGGUAUUGGUUCUAUACCAAACGCAGUUUUAGCGGAGCUAACGGAUCAUAAAGAUUUAGGAGUACAUUCAGAAAUGUUUAGUGAUGGUGUGGUAGACUUAGUAGAAAAUGGAAAUAUUACAAAUGCUCUGAAAAACGUACAAACGGGGAAUAUCAUUAGCACAUUUGCUAUUGGAACCAAACGGUUGUACGACUUCAUGGACAACAAUCCUUUUGUGGAAAUGUGUGAUGUUUCCUUCACAAAUAGUACAGCAGUAAUUUGUCAGAACCCUAAAGUGACCGCUAUCAACUCCUGCAUAGAGGUGGACUUAGGUGGACAAGUUUGUGCUGAUUCGAUUGGAGAAAGGAUAUACUCCGGUUUUGGGGGACAGAUUGAUUUUAUCAGUGGGGCGGCAUUAUCCUUAGACGGUAGAGGAAAGCCUAUCAUUGCCAUGACGUCAAGCACCAAAAGAGGAGAGAGUAAAAUUGUUAAUAUGCUUAAAAAUGGUAGCGGCGUUGUUACAACAAGAGCGCAUGUCCAUUAUAUAGUGACCGAAUAUGGAAUAGCCUACUUGUUUGGAAAGAACUUGCGACAGCGAGCAUAUGAAUUAAUCAAAUUAGCACAUCCCAAUCACAGAGAAAGAUUAGAAAAGGAGGCAUAUGAAAGAAUGAAGUGUAUGCCGUCACCAUAUUAAGUUAUUUAAUAGAAAACUCAUCGAAAAAAACGACAAUUCAACUUAAACUCUUUGGCAAAAGGUAUUAUGCAAGUGAGUUAGUUCGAAAUUUGACGGAUAUAUAAUUCAAAUUAACUUGAUAUGCAUGAUCUUCACCUCUGUAAUAAAAAAAAUGUAUUUUUCUCAACAAAAUGGUAAUAUUUGACUUUUAAAAAUGCAAAAUUCCUAACUGAGUAAGCCUGCUGUUUGUUGAAAUAUUUAAGUAUAUGCUGUAAUUUGAUUUCCAAUUGUACUGUCUUGUCAUGCACAGUUUUAUUGUACGUUUGGCUUGUUAUAUACAAAUGACUUGUAAUGUUUACUUUUAUUGUACGUGUGGCUUGUUUUAGACAUAUGGCUUGCAAUAUACAGUUUUAUUGUACGUGUGGCU